AUGGCUAAGAUCCGGGUCUCGUAUGAGUACUCGGAGGCGGAGGACCGCAGCAUUCGGCUCGGCCUCUUCCUGAUCGCUUGCGGCGUGCUGUCGCUCUUCAUCCUGUGCUUGUGCUGGCUGAACCCGGCGCUGCAGAGUCUGCGCAGCCGCCCGGCCAACUGCACGGUGCUGAGCGUGCGCCGCCUGGACGAGCGCUUCGAGUGCGUGUUCACGUGCGGCGCGGACUGUCGCGGCACGUCGCUGUACCCCUGCCUGCAGAUUUUCGUCAACAACUCGGCAUCCGGCGCCGCCGCGCUGCUCCACUACGACGAACAGCAGCUGCUGCUCAACCCCAAGGUAAUGCUGACAUAUCUAAAAGUUCAGACUGGCAGAUUGUCAUGAUCCCAGCAUGGAUUAAAUUCUAGCAUCCACCUGAUCCACAGGUUCUCAACCAGGUCCUGGAGAACCCUCUGUCCUGUCCUGUCCUGUCCUGCACAUCUGUACUGCUCCAAGCACACC
This is a messenger RNA of Ictalurus furcatus (blue catfish), 498 nucleotides long. Its product is annotated as calcium-activated potassium channel subunit beta-4-like. Gene Ontology annotation, cellular component: membrane; voltage-gated potassium channel complex. Gene Ontology annotation, biological process: detection of calcium ion; potassium ion transport. The transcript has a single exon. Gene Ontology annotation, molecular function: calcium-activated potassium channel activity; potassium channel regulator activity. The coding region runs from base 1 to 381 and encodes 126 amino acids. The record is from RefSeq and is a predicted model, not a curated record. NCBI's taxonomy places the organism in Eukaryota, Metazoa, Chordata, Actinopteri, Siluriformes, Ictaluridae.